Linnemannia hyalina is the source of this 3078-nucleotide messenger RNA. NCBI's taxonomy places the organism in Eukaryota, Fungi, Mortierellomycota, Mortierellomycetes, Mortierellales, Mortierellaceae. The record is from the annotation of a GenBank genome assembly.
AUGGACCAGGCCGUCUUCCAAACACUCACAGACACCCUGUCUGCCGACACCAACACCCGUCUCACUGCAGAGUUGCGUCUCAAGGAGCUGCAGGUCAACCCAGAGUUCCCCAUCAGUCUUGUCAGACUCGCACUGGCUCAGGAAUGCAACAUCUCUCAGCGUCACUCAGCUGCCGUCCUCCUCAAGAGCUACGUCGAUACUCAGUGGUCCGAGAAGAGCUCGCGCUUUACCGGACCUGAGCCUCCCGCAGAGACCAAGGCUGUUGUUCGCGAGAUGGUCCUCGGGGGUCUGUCUGACCCCACCAACCGUAUCCGCGCUUCCUGUGCCUACGUUAUUUCCAAGAUUGCACAUCACGACUGGCCUGAGCAGUGGACGAACCUCUUGGACGUCUUGGUUCGCCACCUCAAGGAGGGCUCCACGGAUGAGGUGCACGGAUCGAUGAGAGUCUUAGCUGAAUUCGUCAACAAGGAUAUCACUCACGUUCAGUUGCCAUUGGUCGCACCUGUUCUCUUCCCCGAGCUCUUGCGCAUCUUGGUCUCGGAGCAGAUCUACCCCCACGCCACCCGUUCGCGCUGCGCUUCCAUCUUCCGCAACGCUGUGGAGAUGUUAUACACUAUCAAAGAGGAGCACCCAGAGGCUAUCAAAACCUAUCUCACACCCAUCAUCGGACAGUGGAUGGAGGCGUUUAUUGUCAUUUUGAACAAGCGCACCUCGGAGAACCCCGAGAUUGAGGUCGGCGAGUGGGGCCUUAAGACCGAGAUUCUCAAGUGUAUCAACUUGUCAAUUCAAGGAUUCCCCAAGUUGAUGGCGCCAUAUUUACUUCAGAUUCUCUCGGCUGUCUGGCAGGAUGUGCUUCACUUGAGACCCAAGUACCUUUCAGAGCAUGUCAACACCAACGACGGCACCGCAGAGACCUUCCAGGAUUCGGACGGAGAGAUUAUUGGUUUCGAGUCGUUGCUCUUUGUUCAGUUCGAGUUCAUUCAGAUGGCAUGCAGACGCCGCAAGAUUACCCAGGCAGCAUUCAUCGGACAGGAUGGAAACUCUGGCAUUCUUGCCGAGUUGGUCUGGAACACUUUGAACUACAUGCAAAUGACUGACGAUCAGGCUGAGACUUGGAUCUCUGACCCCAACCAGUUCAUCGCCGACGAGGAAGACGACAGUUACUCGUUCAACGUCCGUAUUGCUGCCGAGGAUCUUUUGUUGACCUUGGUCGAUAACUUUGAAGUUCAAACCUUGAAUGCCUUGAACUUGAGUGUUCAGCAGGAGGCCAAUAGCUCGGUCAACGAAAAAUCGAACGGAAACGUCAACUGGUGGAAAGCCCAGGAGUCGAGUCUUUUGGCUGUCGGUCUCUUGGCCGGUGACCUGAGCGAGUCGAUCAAGAGUGGCACCCAGACCCCUGUGGACGUUGCUGGACUCUUUGACCACAUGGUUCUCCGCAAUCUUUCGGAGCACGAGUUCCCCUUCUUGCAGGGUCGCUCCUUUGUCUUUGCCUCCCAGUUUGCCUCGAUUUUGCCUGCCAACCUCGCUUCCCAGUACGUUUCUGCUGCUGUUGAGGCCAUCAUGAACUCCCCCUCGGCCGUCGUCAAGAUCUCGGCUCUGAAGGCCUUGAACAACUUCAACCAGUACCUUGACAAGCAGUACAUUAUCCCCUACCAGCGUUCGAUCCUUCAGGGUGUUGCACCAAUGAUGGAGGUCACCACCGAGGAGUCCUUGAGCUUGAUUCUCCGCACCCUUAUCACCACCUCCAAGGUUGAUGAGCAAGCUGCUGCAGAGUUGGAGCCCGUUUUGGGACCUCUGGUUUUGGACUCUUGGGUCAAGUACCCUGCCGACCAUUUGAUUUCGAUGGAUAUUAUGGACCUCUUUGACACUCUUGCUGCCAACAAGUUUAUGCACCCUGCCUUGAACGCCAGGGCUAUGCCGACUCUUGUCAACAUGAUCAACAACGAGAACAUUGACAAGGGCAUGGUCUCCUCUGCUAUUGACAUGCUCAAAUCGCUUGUCCAGGGUGCUGAAACCCCCCUGCCUGCCGGAUAUGUUGCCCAGUUCUUCCCUAACCUAAUGUCAGUCUUGUUGACCACCGACGACAGAGAUAUUUUGCAGAGCGGUCAAGAGUGCCUCACCUUUGUUAUCCAGAAGGGUGUUGAGCAGGUUGCCGAAUGGCGCGAUGCUGCAAGUGGAAAGACUGGAUUGGAGCUCACUAUCCAGUUCAUUGCCAAGCUCUUGGAUCCUUCGCAAACCGAGUCGGCUGCCUUGUUUGUCGGUGACUUGAUCUCGAAGUUGAUCAAGAAGGGUGGUGACCUUGUUUCGCCCAUUCUUCCCCAACUCUUGGAUGCUGUCACUCGCCGCUUGGCCGAAGCCAAGCUCCCCACCUUCAUUCAGCCAUUGGUGAUGGUGUUUGCUCAGUUGUGCUUGACUCAGCACGAGGUUGUGAUCAACUUUUUGAGCUCGGUGGACGUUAACGGUCGCAGCGGUCUGGAUAUUGUCUUGUCUGCAUGGCUCGCCAACCACACUGACUUCCAGGGUCUCUACAACCAGAAGGUCAGCACUGUCGCUUUGACUAAGAUUUACAUGUCUGGAGAUGCUCGUGUCGCUCAUGUUCAAGUCAACGGUGACCUCAUUGUUCCCAAGUCCACACGCAUUGUCACCCGUUCCAGAGCAAAGAACACCCCUGACCAGUUCACGAUUACAACAGUCCCUGUCAAGAUUAUUCGUUUGUUGUCGACAGACUUGACGAACAAGAUUGAGGAAGAGGAGGACCAGGCAGCGGAGUCGGACUAUGACGAUGAGGAUGGCGAGGAUGACUGGGAGGAUGAGGACGAUGGUCGCGGUGGCAAGGACCAGUUCUCGUUCUUGUCUGAUGUUUUGGAUGCACAUGGUCUUGAUAUGGACGGUGAGGAGGACGAGGAGGAGGUUGAUCCUGAUAUCUUGGCUGAUCCUAUCUACCAGAUGAACAUGAAGAACUACUUGGUUGAUUUCCUCCGUCAGUGUGUUCAGCAGAACUCGCCCUCGUUUGUUCAGAGCGUUGGUGAGAUGAGUGAUGUUGAGAAGCGCACUCUUUCUUCCCUUUUGGAGAACUAA